GCGUGGUUGCGUAAUCACGCCCCCCUAAAAAGCCACGCCCCUUCUCCCCCGGUACUGCGCGACGGUAGCGGCGGCAGCGGCAUGGCCGUGUGGACCCGGGCUAGUAAAACGGGGCUGUUAGAACUGCUUUUAAGGGAACGCUGGGUACGGGUAGCGGCAGAAUUAAACGGGGAAUCUUUGAAUUUAACGGCGGAACCGGGAGGAAGUGAAACGGCGGCGGUUAACGGCGUAGUUAACGGCAAUGCAGAGGCAACGGCAGCUCCCGGUUGUGUGAGGAGGGUGCGAGUAGUGAAAGCGGAAGCGGGAGGGCUUGGUAUUAGUAUUAAAGGAGGGAGGGAGAAUCGUAUGCCGGUGCUUAUCUCUCGGAUCUUCCCCGGUUUGGCGGCGGAACGGAGCGGGGCUCUCCGUUUGGGCGACGCUAUUCUCGCCGUUAACGGUGUUGAUCUCCGGGAUGCCACCCACGAUCAAGCUGUCCAGGCGUUGAAGCGAGCCGGGAGGGAGGUCAUUCUCGAAGUGAAGUUCAUGCAGGAGGUGACCCCCUACAUCAAGAAGCCCUCUCUGGUGUCAGAUCUGCCAUGGGAGGGAGCCACCCCACAGUCGCCCAGCCUGAGCGGCAGCGAGGAUUCAGGAUCCCCCCAGCACCAGGUUCCCCGUGACCGCAAGGUGAUCCCCCUGAAGAUGUGCUUCGUGGCCCGGAAUCUCAGCAUGCCUGACCUGGAGAACAGGCUGAUUGAGCUGCACUCGCCGGACAGCCGGAACACCCUGAUCCUGCGCUGCAAGGACACAGCCACAGCACACUCCUGGUUCACAGCCCUGCAUGCCAACAUCACCGCCCUGCUGCCCCAGGUCCUGGCAGAGCUCAAUGCUAUGCUGGGCACUGGUGGUGCUGUGGCUGGUGGCAGGGAGGUCAAGCACAUUGCCUGGUUGGCUGAGCAGGCACGCCUGGAUGGAGGGCGGCAGCAAUGGCAUCCGGUGCUCAUGGCGGUGACAGAGAAGGACCUGCUGCUGUACGACGGCAUGCCCUGGACCAGGGAUGCUUGGGCCUCCCCAUGUCACAGUUACCCGCUGGUGGCUACCAGGCUGGUCCACUCGGGCUCAGGCCGCCGCUCACCCGCCCUGGGCUCGGAGCUCACCUUUGCCACCCGGACGGGCUCUCGCCAGGGCGUGGAGAUGCAUGUCUUUCGUGUGGAGACGCACCGGGACCUCUCCUGCUGGACACGUGUCCUCGUCCAGGGCUGCCAUGCUGCUGCCGAGCUGAUCAAAGAGGUGACUGUGGGCUGCACGCUGGGCGGGCAGGAUGUGCAGCUCUCCAUCCACUACGAGGGUGGCUUCACCAUUUGCCGCGAGGAGCCGGGCGCCGGCGCUGGCACCGUCCUCUUCCGCUACCCCUACGAGAGACUGAAGAUGUCGGCAGAUGAUGGCAUCCGGACUCUCUACCUGGAUUUCGGGGGCUCUGAGGGGGAGCUGGCUCUGGACCUGCACUCCUGCCCCAAGCCCAUCGUCUUCGUCCUCCACACCUUCCUCUCUGCCAAAGUCACCCGCAUGGGGCUGCUGGUGUAGGUGCCCUGCCCCACCUGUCUUCUCCCAUCACAGUCCAGCUGGGGAAAGUGGAGGGGACCCUCCCCCAAUCCCUCCUACCCCACCAGUGCCUUGCCGGGGCCAGAACUUGCUGCCCCAAAAGCCACCAGGGACCAGCAGGAUGGCUUCCCAGGAUGGGGGCGGUGAGCCUUUCCUGCUCUACACCAGCAAUCCCAGCCCCCCGGUGUUGGGGGGACACAGACACCAGCUUUAAUCCCUGUGGGCCUGAAGCCAUCACUGAUCUCACCACCUGUGCCUUGGAUUGGGGUGAGCCCAGUGUCCCACAAACACUGGGCACCCCCUGGUGCUUCAUCCACCCACUUUUGGGGGACCCAGCACCCUCCCUGCCUUGGGGCAUCUCCAAAUG
This is a messenger RNA of Dryobates pubescens (Downy woodpecker), 1945 nucleotides long. It is a transcript of the gene SNTB2, whose product is annotated as syntrophin beta 2. The record is from RefSeq and is a predicted model, not a curated record. The transcript has 7 exons. The coding region runs from base 82 to 1560 and encodes 492 amino acids. Gene Ontology annotation, cellular component: intracellular anatomical structure; dystrophin-associated glycoprotein complex; synapse. NCBI's taxonomy places the organism in Eukaryota, Metazoa, Chordata, Aves, Piciformes, Picidae. Gene Ontology annotation, molecular function: protein binding; structural molecule activity.